CUCUUUUUUCCUAUAUAGUCUAAAAAUACAGUUUGAGACUAAACAUCACAUUUCCAAAAUGGCAUACCAAAACCCUCCUUCAAUUCAAACUUCAGAUCUUGAAGCACCACAAAUCACUCCAACAACUCUAACUAACACUUCAUCCACAAAAUUCACAACCAAAGAUGCAGUGAACAAACUCAAAAACAAUUUGGUUUUUGGUUCAACAUGGGCUGAAAUUAAUGGUGCCAUGGGUGACCUUGGCACCUAUAUACCCAUUGUUUUGGCUCUCACUCUUGCUAGGGACCUCAACCUUGGCACCACAUUGAUUUUCAAUGGUGUCUAUAACAUUAUCACUGGUGUAAUUUAUGGGGUCCCUAUGCCCGUCCAGCCGAUGAAGUCCAUCGCUGCGGAAGCCUUAUCAGACAAAGACUUCGGCGUACCUGAAAUCAUGACAGCUGGAAUCAUAACCGGCGGCGUGCUAUUCAUUCUGGGGAUCACAGGAUUAAUGAAACUGGUAUACAAGCUAAUUCCUUUAUGUGUUGUAAGAGGAAUUCAACUAGCACAAGGUUUGUCAUUUGCUUUAACAGCUGUUAAAUAUGUGAGAAAAGUGCAAGAUCUUCCAAAGUCUAAAUCUUUGGGUCAAAGACAUUGGUUUGGUUUAGAUGGGUUGAUUCUAGCUAUUGUUUGUGCUUGUUUCAUUGUUAUUGUGAAUGGAGCUGGUGAAAAAAAUCAAGGGUGUUGUGGUUCUCAAGAAAGUGAUGAUUUGAAUGGCCAAAGAACUCAAAGGAGUGAUGAAGUUGGAAGAAACAAGAAGAUCAAUAAAUUGAGAAAGUUUGUUUUUUCACUUCCUUCUGCUUUUUUAGUCUUUGUUUUGGGGAUUGUUUUGGUGUUUAUAAGAAGACAUGAAGUGGUGCAUGAAAUUAAAUUUGGACCAUCUUCAAUAGAAGUGGUGAAAUUCAGUAAACAUGCUUGGAAAAAGGGUUUUAUUAAAGGAGCAAUUCCCCAACUACCCUUGUCAAUUUUGAAUUCUGUUAUUGCAGUUUGUAAAUUGUCAACAGAUCUUUUUCCAGAAAAGGAAUUUUCAGUUACUUCAAUUUCAGUGACAGUUGGUUUAAUGAAUUUGGUUGGUUGUUGGUUUGGUGCUGUGCCAACUUGUCAUGGUGCUGGUGGACUUGCUGGACAGUAUAAAUUUGGUGGAAGGAGUGGUGGUUGUGUUGCAGUUCUUGGUGCUGCAAAAUUGGUGCUGGGAUUGGUUUUAGGAACUUCUUUGGCACACAUUUUAAGGGAAUUUCCUGUUGGGAUAUUAGGUGUGUUACUUUUGUUUGCUGGAAUUGAACUUGCUAUGUGUGCUAGAGAUAUGAAUACUAAAGAAGAUUCUUUUGUGGCACUUAUUUGUACUGCUGUUUCUUUGGUUGGAUCAAGUGCUGCUCUUGGUUUUUUAGUUGGAAUGAUUGUCUAUUUGUUACUUAAGGUAAGGAAUUUGAAAAAGGAUAAACCACUUUCCUCCAUUUCCAACCAAAAAAGUCCCAACUAGUUAAUUUUGAAAAAAAGGGAGUUUCAUUAUGUGUACAAAAUUUAUUGUUAGAUAAUACUUUUGAUCAUUUUUACAAAGACAGUUGAGUCAAUAAAAAUUAAUGUAUUAUGAACCAGAUACAUAAAAUUUUGUAGAUCCAACUGUCUUUUAUAAAAAAGAUUCAUGAAAAUAUUAAUGAAUUGGAGUGUGAUGGCUUUCAAGGAUAUGUUUAAGUUUAUGAGAGGUUUGAGUUUUUUUCUCUUUCUUGAAUUUGGUAUUUGAAGUCAAAUGAGGACUUGCAGGGGUUCUUAGUUUUAGGACUCUAUAUUGUAAUUGAAAAAAAAGUGUAGAGCAUAUAGUUUGUAGUAACUUCAGGUUGUGCUAGCUUUUGCUCUUUGCCUAUUAUGUAUGCUAUCGCAUACUUAAUGUUUAUACUAUCAAUAAUAGCACAAAGAGUUUGAUUCAA
Messenger RNA from Cicer arietinum (chickpea), 1961 nucleotides. RefSeq names its product molybdate transporter 1-like. NCBI's taxonomy places the organism in Eukaryota, Viridiplantae, Streptophyta, Magnoliopsida, Fabales, Fabaceae. The record is from RefSeq and is a predicted model, not a curated record. Gene Ontology annotation, biological process: molybdate ion transport. Gene Ontology annotation, molecular function: molybdate ion transmembrane transporter activity.